AUGGAAUAUCUUGCUGGUAGUCAUGGCAUAUGUGGUGACCUACUGAAUCAUUUUUUACUGGUCAAAGACAACAUAGGAAGACAGUGGAAUGACUUAGGCAGGGAGCUAAAAGUACCAGAAGCAGAAAUUGAAGACAUACAUGAUCACCAAAAUAAUUAUUCAAGUUGCUGCUAUGCUAUGCUCAUCAAAUGGGCAAGAGCAAAUGGACAAGAUGCAACGAAACUAAAGCUUGAACAAGCAUUGAUACAAAUACAAAGAAAAGACAUUGUUGACAAUGUACUAAGAGCAGGAACUUGCACUACUGAAGUUACCUCAUCAACAUCAACUAUUGCAAAUAACCAACCUCAUGCUGCUGCUCAAGCUUCGCAAGGCCUAGCUGAUCACAUUUCCGAAUCAUAUAAACAAAACACAACAGAAAUCAAUCAUCAUGAUACUGUCCACGAAAGUGCAACUGUCUUUCCAAUGCAAUAUUCAGCUGUCCCUCAUGAUUCCACCCACUUGCAAAGUUCCAAUUCACAUCUUUCACAAAGUUCAAUGCAAUCCACUUGUACUCAAUCUAACCAUAAUGACACCAACCAUGGUCGUGCACUAUCUCAGCAGACCACCAAUAGAAGAGUCUCUAGUUACAUUGAGCAAAGAAGUCACGAUUCCAUGGUUGCUCUGUUUCAUAGAGCAGCCAAAUAUCAAAGUAUUCGUCAUCUAGCUUUUGUAGCAGUUGGUAGAACAGGCGUAGGCAAAACAACUUCAAUGAAUGAAAUUCUUGGUACCAUAACAAGCCAAGGCAGUCGUGUACACCGUGGAACAGUUGGACGUAUAAAGUCAGAAACAAGAUUUGCUUCAACUUGGACCAGGAGUUAUUCAUGUGAAGAUUCGAUUACAUACAAGCUGAGCUUCAUUGACACACCUGGCCUGGGUGACAACUCUCAUGAUCAUCUUACUGAUCAAAAGGUAUGCGACCGAAUCUGCUGGGCAACAGAUCCUAUCAAGAAAGACGAAAAUGCACAAGUCAUGAUGGUCUACUUCUCCCCAGCACCAAACUUCAUGGAUGACAAAGAAAUUGAAUCUAUCAGGAAACUGGAAGAAGCUACUGGCAUUGAUUUGUUUUGUGUGGUGCUGACCAAGGCAAGGACAGCAAUACCAGAUGCCAGCCUUCAAUGGGAUGAAUGUAAACAAGACAUAAUAGAGUCUCUUGAUGUCAUCACUGAAGAGUUUCUAAUUGAUUAUGUCAAUAAAAAAAGUCAAGACAAGCCACGUGCAAAUCGUCAACAGCUGCAUACUAAAGGAAUAAAGAAAAUCAAAGCUGAUGCUGAUGGUCUUCCCACAAAAGAAAGCAUUAGGAAUGAAUUUCUUCAAAUUUUAUCGAGACUACGGCUUCAGAAAAACAAACCACAAUGGUUUAAAGACAAGCUAUGUGAAGGGAACGAGCGGAUGCAUGUGCCUGUCAUAAUGCUCGAAAACCAUAAGUUACUGCAAACUGAAACGUUAGCAAUCAGAUUAUGA
Molecule: messenger RNA, 1500 nt
Organism: Corticium candelabrum
Lineage: Eukaryota; Metazoa; Porifera; Homoscleromorpha; Homosclerophorida; Plakinidae
Exons: 4
Coding region: 1-1500 (499 amino acids)
Biological process (GO): signal transduction
Molecular function (GO): protein binding; GTP binding
Source: RefSeq, a predicted model, not a curated record